UGGACAACAUCUCCCCCUCCACCACAUUUUACCUAUAGUCAGUUAAACUCGGAAAAUAAUCACCCGCACUUAGCUUCGGCAUUACAGGGCGCCUUGUAACCGAACAUUCCUAGAAAAAAAAGUCGCGUGCACACUCACCGUUAUCGCGGGGGUCCCGGGCCAAACUGAUAAGAACAAAACAAAAAACCCCCCCGACCGUAACUACGCAAACCAAAGAAGCAACUCAAUCCGCAAGCGUACCAAGGAAAGAAAAAAAAAAGGAGACGUCAAAGCCAGGAUGGACGCCAAGUGGAUAGACUGGUCCAAGACGACGCGGUCUAAGGACUACCGCGGUUCCAGCUCGUUUGCGACCUUUAUGAUAAUAGGGCCCGUCUGCUUCUUCCUAGGAAUCCUCUUCGCCUCGUUCCCCUACGACUUCCCGCUCCUGUGGACAUCGGACCCGGUGCCACCGUCCUACUACGACCAGCUGGCGACGCACCUGCGCUUCAUGCACGCGGCGCCGCCGCUCAUCUCGCGCGUGCUAAACAUUGUCGUCUUUGUCGGCUUCCUGGGCUUCUUCGCCAAGCUGUUCCGGCCCUCCGAGGCCAACGUGCUCUUCGACGGCUCUUCGCUCGUCCUCUACGUCAUCGGCGUGGGAAUCUACCUGGCAAACAUCGUCAAGGGCCUGCGCGACGUCACGGCCGACGUCUGGGGUGCGGACGGCAAGGGUACGCUGAGCCACGAGGGCCCCAUCUCGGGAGAGGUCAAGCUUAGCAGGGAGGAUUCCCUCAAGGUCCUGAGCGCUAGCAACACCAUCCUCGCCCUCGUGCUCGUCGGUGUCCUCGUCCUCCAGGCCGGCCAGUGGUACGCCGAGCGCAAGGAGGCUGAUGAUGAAGAGGUCAGGGAGGCUGGGGACAAGAAGACGGCUGCUGCCAAGAAGAAGCAGUGAACUGGACGGGUAGAGAAAGGUGGGUUUGAUAGUUUGCCGGAGGGUGAGGGGGGGGUUUUUUUUUUCUGUCAUCACCGCCUCGAGGGCCUUUUUGUUGGAUCUACCUUUCCUUUGGUUUCCACCCGUUGUCACAGCCGGGAUGCAUAUGCGGCAGAUUCUCUUCAUGCUGUGCUGCUGUGCUGAGAAAUUGCAGGUACAUAUAUAAUUAAGAUUUCAGCACUACCUCGCAGGGUUGUUAAUAAUGCGUAAA
This is a messenger RNA of Pyricularia grisea, 1178 nucleotides long. RefSeq lists its product as uncharacterized. NCBI's taxonomy places the organism in Eukaryota, Fungi, Ascomycota, Sordariomycetes, Magnaporthales, Pyriculariaceae. The transcript has 2 exons. Gene Ontology annotation, biological process: endoplasmic reticulum to Golgi vesicle-mediated transport. Gene Ontology annotation, cellular component: endoplasmic reticulum membrane. The record is from RefSeq and is a predicted model, not a curated record. Bases 278 to 928 code for a protein of 216 amino acids.